Molecule: messenger RNA, 2223 nt
Organism: Argiope bruennichi
Lineage: Eukaryota; Metazoa; Arthropoda; Arachnida; Araneae; Araneidae
Product: calpain-C-like
Exons: 18
Coding region: 226-2160 (644 amino acids)
Biological process (GO): proteolysis
Cellular component (GO): cytoplasm
Molecular function (GO): calcium-dependent cysteine-type endopeptidase activity; calcium ion binding
Source: RefSeq, a predicted model, not a curated record
UUUUUUGUAUUUUUUAUUUCUCGUUCGGUUUGUUUAUCGAUGCACUUUCACGCGCUUCCGCGUUAGAGCGAUCUGAGUUUUCUUUCCGGGCAACAUUUUGAGCUCUUUGGCUGAAAGAAGCGCGAACAUAUGAGAGAUUUUCUCACAUUUUUCUCACUGGAUAUUGACAGAAGAAAGUUUUCGAUUGCUUUGUUUGAAACUCGUUCGCAACAAAAGAUCUGAAGUAUGAGCAUUUAUGAACGAUUGAAAGCGGGCUGCUUGAAAAAGAAAGAACUUUUUGAGGAUCCGGAUUUCCCAGCAUCCCAAGCAUCCAUAUUUUAUCACCAAACACCGCCAUUCCAAUUUGUCUGGAAAAGACCUAAGGAUUUAUGUCCUGACCCAUUGUUUGUUGACGAUGCGCCUGACAAAUUACCACUAGCUGCAGGGAAACUCGGAGAUCCUUGGUUCGUAUCGUGCGUUGGUUGCCUAGCAAGUACAAGAGGUCUUUUCUACAGAGUGGUUCCAGCAGACCAGACUUUCUCGUCCCCGGACUAUGCCGGUUUGUUCCGGUUCCGUAUCUGGUGGUGCGGAGAGUGGAAGGAAGUGGUGGUGGACGAUCAACUGCCCACAGUCUCCAAUAAGCUCAUGUUCGUCCACGGCGCAAACACAUUUUGGCCCUGUCUUUUGGAAAAGGCCUAUGCUAAACUCCACGGUUCCUAUGAAGCAUUGAAGUAUGGCACAUCCCUUGAUUGUUUGGCUGAUCUCACGGGCGGAAUAACAGAAAGCGUGUCGGUAGGGUACGAAUCCGUACAUUGCGCCAAGGUCAUCAACAAACUUCUCAAAAUGACUACGGUUGUCACUGCUAUCACUCAGAGACAAAUGCAGCAAAGAAAUGCAGCUGAAAAGCUACCGAACGGAAUUCUAGCUGGAAUAAAUUAUCGAGUGGUCGAAUUGCAGAAGGUACAAACAAAAGAUUUCGUGGACAUAAUUUUGGUUUGGCUGAGAAAACCACUUUACAUAGAUAGUGAAUACAAAGGACAAUGCGAGGAAUAUCUGCAUGAAAUCAAAGAUAUCAACAUCCGUUUGGGGAAUGAUCAAUUUUGCAUGCCUUUGGAUGAAUUUGUGACUACAUUCACAACUUUGGAAAUCGUCCACCUGGAUGGAGAUACGAGCCGAGCGGAGACCAGUCUGAAAUCUCGGGAUCCUUGGCAUGUGAAGUUAUGGCACGGACACUGGCAGAAGGGUGUGAACGCAGGAGGUUGCAGGAAUCAUUCUGACACAUUUCAUGUGAAUCCACAAAUGCAGUUGAUCGUAGGUGAAGCACAAGAUAUGGUGAUUUGCUUGUCCCAGCACAUCGUUUUAGAGCCAAGAGUGAUAGGUUUCAGUGUUUAUCAAAUGUCUAAACCAACGUCAGAUGUUCUUGGGAAAUCAUUUUUCAAAAUAAAUAAAUCCAUCUUGAAUUCUCCAUACAGCAAUAGCAGACAGGUUUCAGUACGCUGCCACUUAGAACAAGGGUACUUUGUUCUUCUUCCAACCACGUUCGAACCAUGCCAAGAAGCCAACUACACUCUCCGAGUGUUAUCGACUAAGCCAAUACGAAUGAAGCUCUUGGACUGUAUCCCCAGUUCUAUGAAACCAGCAAUCAUCCAAGCACCAAUUACUAAUGACAAAAUCAGUUCAUAUGAAGCAGUAUUUUUGCGACUGGCAGACGAACAUAAAACGAUUUCAGCCUUCGAACUUUUAGAGCUUCUUGAAACAUGUUUGCCAAAUGAUUAUGUCAAAAGUUGUGCUACCCUAGAAGUUUGCAGACAAAUCAUACUGGCCUUGGAUAAGAGUGGAAGUGGAAGACUCAAAUAUCAGGAUUAUAAAAAUCUUAUGUGCAGUUUAAAAUUGUGGCAGACAAUAUUUAGAAGUCACAGCAAAGGAUCAUCUGGAAUUUUACGAGCGGAAAAACUAAGAGGAGCCUUAAUGGAUGUUGGCUUUCAGGUAAAUAUUGAUGCUCUAUCACUGCUGGUACUAAGAUAUAUGCGAAAAGAUGGUACAUUACGAUUUGGAGAUUUUGUUCUGUGUAUAUUACACUUGAUGGUCGCUUUCGGUACUUUUGAAAAGAAAGACUUACUGCAAAAUGGAUUUGUGAAGACAACUCUGUCCGAAUGGCUUCAGGCAUCCCUGCAAUGCUAAGAGAGAAAAAAAAAAUUUUUUUUCCUGAUGUGUCAAACAAACUGCCAAUCGACUUCAUAAAUA